UUGGGGUAGAGGUGUACUUCCAGCCCAGUUGUAGCUCUUAGCCAUUGCUCUACGUUGUGGGAUGGUUUUGAGUUGUCCCACCCUAGCAGGGGCCCUGAGAGAUUUUAUCUCUCACAGGGAGCCAGUGCCUUCAGGACCUUCACAGCAGCUGUAAGGGGGAGUGUGCCCACCCCACCGCUAGACCCCUUCAGUACCAUCAUGCCUCUGGGCAGAGCCACUUCCUCUGCCCCCUUAGGUGGGGCUAGCAGAAAGUAGCCUCUGUGCUCAGGAUGCGAUCCUUGCAGAGAGGUUCCCUGUGGCCACCUGCCUCUGCAGCGGCUGGGCACAGCCUGGCCCCUAAGAUGGUCGCCCUGAGAGAGCAGGUGGCCCUUGGAGCUGCUUCACCUGUGUGUCCUGCUGCCCAGCUCUGUAACAUGGUGGCCCCGCUGCAAGAGGCCUCAUUUAAAUACAAACAACUGUGCUCUGGCUUGCAUGGGAGCGGUUGUCAAGGAGGUUGUCAGGGAGGCUGACAUCAGAGAUCCCGUCCCUAUAGAUUAUUGUACAGUGGCAGGAUCUGUUCCUCAUCUGCAAAUGAGACAAGAGGGCACCCAGAGGAAACCCUGAGGGCACUUUGCGUCAUUGACCCAGGUUGCCUAGCACCGCUGGGACUGGGGAGGGAGGGCCGAUUGGCUUUGGGUUUGCAUUUUCCCAGGGUGGCCUGUUGGAGAGCCAAACAGUGCUGAGAACUGAGCCGGGGAGGAGAGAGGCAGAGGCGAUGGCUGGCGACGCGUCGGAGCUUGAACUCCCCUUCGUCCAGGACGUCCAGCUCACCAAGUGCAUGCGGCUGCGGGCACAGAGCCUCCAGCAGAGGAACGAACGGCCGCAGGAUGGCGAGAAGCUUCUGCGGCCCAACGAGUACAUCUACCGGGUGGAUUUCGUCCGGCAGCACAACCUGCACUUCCUGCGCUGGAAGAUCCAGAUGGAGAAAGCAGGGAAGUUAAUGGUGACGGGCACCUCCCAGCACUGGACGCCCGACCUCACCAACCUCAUGAACAGGCAGCUGCUGGAGCCGGUGGGCAUCUUUUGGAAGAAGCCAGGGACCAAGGAAAUGGAGUGUAACGAGGCAGAUGCCCAGGAGUUUGGGGAGAGGCUGAUGGAGCUGGCCAAGAUCCGCAAGGUGAUGUACUUCCUCCUCUCCUUCACCGAUGGCCUCGACCCAGCCCACCUCAAGUGCUCCGUAGUGUUCAAAGCCUGAUCUGUACCUGGGCAGAUCCCUCACCUCUUGCCCCCAACCGUGUCUCUCUUCAUGUUUCUUUCUCUUCGCUUCGAUUCAGUGAUUGGUCAUUUCUUUUAAAGGGACAGCACGACAAAAUUUGCCCUGUUGAUUUGCAGCCGGCAGUCAUGGUUUGAGAAUAGCCAAGUGACUAUAACGCUGCCCCGGCUGCCCUCCACUGUCCCGGGAGACUUUCCCCAACAGGUUGUGUCUUGUGGCUGAAUGGAUGGAGAGGACGGUUGCUUUAGUAGCCUAGAACGCAGUAUUGCACGCUAGUUAAUUCAGCUGUGCAAGGCGAGCUGUUUGACUAGCAGCCUGCUGAGAUGGGGCCGAGCUGGCUUGGAAGCUGUGGGGCUGCCUUGAUCAAACCCGACCAACUGCCUUACAUAGACGUUAAGGGUCCAGUGGAAAUAUCAAGGAUCUCUACCGCACAUCGUCGUGUGGCGUAAGGGAGGUGACACAGACCGGCGCUUUGAGCUCCACUCUCAAGGCCAUCAUUUUCAAAAGUGUCUGGAGCUGUGGAGCCCAGCACCUCUGAAAAUUAUGCCCCAGAGAGUCUCGAGGUGCCCCUCAUGCCCUCACCUAAUGCAUCGGAAAUCAAGGGCCACUUUUGCAAAUUUCAGGCCUGCUGGUCAAACCCCAGUGAGGACUUCAGGCUUUGGACUGAUGUUAGUGUCAGCAGCUCGUCUGUUCCCUGCUGCACAGCGAGUAACUCUCACGGUGCAUUUGCCUUGCUGUAGUACAAAUUGAACUCGGGGACAAUGUGCUGCCUGGGGAUGUUAGGUAUUGAAAGCAGUUGGAAGGUCAAUCUGCUACAGGGUGCCGAGCUAGGAAAGUUAUAGGGGCAGAGCAAAGGUUUCUGAGCAGAGUUUAACCCUUUGUAGCUCUGAGCCAGAUGCGAGUCUUCUGCAGCGCUCUUCCUUUGUAGAGUACAGUACAGGUAUGUGAUCUCUCCAAGCUUACAUAGAAAUAUAUUGAUUAUUAAUGAUUUACCUAGGGCUGUAAGCUUGCCCAGUGCUUUACAAGCGAUAGAAUAAAACUUCCCUCACACCAAAGAGCUUACAACCUAAGGGACUGUUACUGCUAACACUUCCUGCCCUGCAUAGAGCUUUGUAGGGGAUGUCGCCACAUGCACCGUGGUCUGGUGUAUAGGCUACAUGGGUGGAAGCUGGAGACCUGGAUUCUCUUCAUAGUACUACCAUUUUGCGGCUUGAUGUGUGAAUUUGGACAAGUCACUGAACUGCUCCGUGCCUCAGUUUCCCCUCUGUGAAAGAGGUGAUGAUAUGGACCCUAUUUUGUAAAGCAGUUUAAGAGCCACAGAUGAAAAGUGCUAUGGAAAUGCUAAGUACAUGCUACUCUUUGUCUCAUGGUCCUGAACAGGAUUACACCUGAGAGUGUUUGUAGGACAAAGCACUGGUUGUUCCGGAGGUAUAUAUUAUGUCAUUGCAUGAAAAACAAACCCACCUCAGCUCAGUUCUCAAGCUUUGAUCUCACCCACAGUUCAUCCUUAUUUUUAUAGCUGAUCUAUACAAGCGUCCCCGUGCAGGGGAUGGGGAAAGCUCAUUUCUUUGCCAAAGAGAGACUCUGAACUGCAAGGCGACUGUGGAAGCGGCUGGUGUGGCAGCCACUGCAUACGCAGCAGUGGUGUGGGGCAGGAAGGCAGGCAAAUGUGCAGGAGAGUCACGCAAGCUGGUGAGACCACAUAAGUCAUGUGCGGAAGAGAGCUCCCUUAACUGCGGUACCAGAGUAACACGGGUCUCUCCAGGAGAAAAUAACAACAUGGCAGGUGCAUUCUUCUGUGCUGUCACUUUUAUUUGUUCGCUCUCUCUGUCUUUGUUUAGAGCCGUUCCCUGAAGAAAUGAGACACCCGGUGAUCAGGAGUAGAAGUUUUUCCUAUUCCCUUUUGUCACAAAAUGUAGCAACUUGGGGCCAGAUUUUGCUCUGGGAUUUUAACAGCAACCUUCCACUGAAACCACCCACACACAUCCCAGAGCAUAGUUUGGCUCCUGGCCUGAAAUGCCACAUGGGCCAAUCAGACUGUCCCAGCUCUAGCCAUUACCGAAAUCGCUGUUACGAGUCGUCAGGACACUUUAAUGGUAAUUCAUUGCUUGUGUCUCACCGCCUGUGUCGAGUUCAUGCUGUGCUUAUCCUGCUGGGUAUGUAUUUGUGUACAAUGGAAAAUAAAAGCCCUUGAGGAAUGAGGUUGGAUGCGUCUCCCUCUGACCUAAAAUGCCCUGGUCUUGCACACAAUAAAGGAGAACCCAUCAAUCUUCACCCCAUGAUUUUUAGGUGUCUUCUCCCAUACACACACACUGCAAAGCUUAAGCUCUGUAAAACGUAAUAACUUCGUUCCUGGAGUGAGCUGCGUAGCUGGAUAUUUAGCUCCACAUGUAGCUUUCGAGUGAGAGAGAGAAUGUUCAGAUUCCUCGGUGUAUCUCAGAUCCACAUCACACGUAAGUCGGUUUCGGGGAUGGGAUGUUAGCCAAUCUCCAUGCCCCUGGAGCAGUACCAGUGUCCACUAGCCGAGGGUCUGGCCUCAUUACUGAAACUGACCUUCUGCACAGGGGUGAGCAGAAAGUCCCGAGGGCCCCUUUAUCCUCAGAAAAUGGCUUAAGUGAUGCACCAGCUUUUCUGCACAGAGAUGGGCUUCACCGGGUUUGUAUGUAGUCUUAUGACAGGCACAGCUUGGGUCUCCCUCCUUCGGAGUUGGGGAACCCCCCCCCUGGAGAGAGCCCCGCUCUCAGCCUCCUGUUAGGAAAUGACAUUCCUGAGUUCUCCCCACCCAGGACCAUUCUUCCCCGUCACAGAUGCCUCGAUUCUUAAUUGGCAUUUACUGUUUGAAAAAACAACAACCAAACAAUUCCCCAAGCUCUCCUGAAAAUCAGACCCGGAGCUGUGUGGUUAUUGGGCCUCUGCUUUCCUUCGUUGGAGCCCUUU
This is a messenger RNA of Chrysemys picta bellii (western painted turtle), 4189 nucleotides long. RefSeq names its product olfactory marker protein (gene OMP). Gene Ontology annotation, biological process: signal transduction; sensory perception of smell. The record is from RefSeq and is a predicted model, not a curated record. NCBI's taxonomy places the organism in Eukaryota, Metazoa, Chordata, Testudines, Emydidae. Gene Ontology annotation, cellular component: axon; neuronal cell body; cytosol.